CUGUAUGCAUAACCAUUGGAUUAAGAGCUUCUAGCAGUGACAGAUAGCAUUCCUCAUGGCAUUCUUUGGCUGGCAAACUACACGGAUUGGCGCUCGGGCAAGCCUCUUUCCUGACAGCAUGAGUUAUGUAGGGAAGUGAGCUUGUCAAAGAUGAGGAGCGGGAAAUACGCCGCAGCACAGGGAGAUGUGCUGGGCAGGGUUGCGACGAUGGACUCGGCCGCAGUUGAGCUCAAGCUGCUUGACCUUGCUAAGCUCGUGCGAACUGCGCAAGAAUGCCAGCACCAAAGCGACGUGCUCCACGGCUUGAAGGAGGACCAGUUGGCGGUUGGCAUAGAGGCAUUGCAGCGACAACUGCAACAGCUGCAGCGGGCGGUGUGGGCAGCGCCGCAUGACGGCAUUGGCGCCGGUGCCAUCGGCGCUGGCGGGAGCACUGCGGCACUUCGGGCCUCUUCCGCCGCCAGCUCGGACCUGUUACUGGCUCGGCGAGCAGAACUGCAGGCUCUAGAGGCUAGGCUUCAGGCGCUGGAAGCUGCUGCGGCGCGCGACGCGGCAGCAGCGAAAGAGGCCGCGGCAGCCCGGGAGCAGGUGGAGCGCAUGCUGCUGACGCGCGUCAUCGCGCUGGAGGGCAGCGUGGCGGGCGGCCGGGCCGUGCGCAGCGCCUGGGCGGAGCAGCAGGACAUCCGCCGUCUGCGUCAGGACCUGGCGAACCUGACGUCGGGCGUGGCGGGAGCACUGUCCUGCUUGGGGCUCCAGCCCUGCCUCGGCGCGGCCGCGGGGCAAGCGGAGGAAGAGGGAGAGACAGCGACAAGUGGUGGUGGUGGUGUUGCGGCAGGCUCCGAUGCCGAGGCGGGGUUGCGGGGUCAGGGGCUGGAUGAGCCACGCGCGGUGGCAGCUGCGCGGCGGCAGCUGGCAGCAGGGCUGGGCCAAGGGUCGGUAGGCGUUGGAGGCAGCAGCACCGGACAAGAGGAGGGCGCUGAAAUCGACGCCGGUAGUGCGGCAUGCAUGCCUGGGAUACCCACUGCUGCUGCACGUGUUGCACCCGCAGCUCCAGCUGCGGGUGAGGACGCUGGUGUGAAGGCGCGCAGGGCCAGCGCACUGCAGGAUUUGCCACCGGUGCUGCAAGAAGCCAUGGACCGGACGGCGCAAACUGCUGCGGCUGCAGCCGUUCAGGCUUACGAGGCGCGCGUUGCGGCUCAGUGGGAGGCUGAUGCGGCUCGUGUUCGCGCCCUGGUGGGCGUGGUGCAGAGCCUGGGCGGCGCUCAGCGUGCACUGGCGGGCCAGGUUGAGCAGCUGGCAGAGCUGUGCCCCCGGCUGCUGGAGGCGCUGCAACAGGCCAGGCAGCCGGUUGCGACACCUGCGAGCGCUUCCGCAACCACGGGUGCCCCGGCUGCGGGCGGGCCCGGGGGCGGCCGCGACGCUCAGCUGGAGGAGGCGUACAUGCUUGCGGCGGAGGCCGGCGGGCUCAUGGCGGGUCUGAAGAAGGCUCUGGCGGAGGCGAUGGUGCUGGGCGCAGACGGCGCUGCCAGCUGGUCGGAGCAGCUUGACGCGGCAGUUGCCGGGGAUGUCACGCUGCAGCCGAUGCUGGGGGAGGCCAAGCUGCUGCGUGCCAGAUUGGCAGCGGGGGCGGCCACGGGGGUAGCACCGUCAGAUGCCACAGAUACGGCAGCAGCAACAGUUGCUGCUGCUCCAAAAGGUCCGCAGCAGCCGCCGCGUCCGGGCGCUCUGGGAGUUCUCCAGGACGCCACCAAUACGCUGCACGGACACCGCGCCGCGAACACCGAGAGCGCUGAGGGUGCCACAUUCGUCAUAUCCGGUACCAACGAAUGCACCGGCAAGCCCCCGCUCGCCAGCACCAUGCGGCAAUCCUCGACGAGCCUGCAGUCACCGGAGGCACUGGCAGCAGCCUACGUGGUGCCCAGUGCGCCGCCUGGGUCGGGCGGCGGCCACCCAGGGCCCUACCAUCAGAGCCUCCAAGGCACAGCAGCCAGCGCCUCCAGUGCGGUGUCCGUGGUGUCGCUUGCCGACCUUGCCAGGCCGCCGUCUGCAGCGGGCACCGCGCAACCACACACGCUCCUCACAUUUGUGCCCCAGCAGCAGCAGCAGCAGCAACAGCACGCCGGGUGCCACUCGUACUUGUACCCGUACCGCUCGGAGAACCCAGCAGACGGCUUCGCAGUAAACAUCCAGGCACUGCUGGCGCACCAGCAGCACCACCACCACCACCACCAGCAGCAAGCUGCUCAGCAGGCAGCCCUGGAGCCUGCUGCUGCAGCUUCGGCGACCAGUUAUGCGGCAUGCGUGGCUGGCCAGUGUGGACACAGCGCCCAGCAGUCGGCACACGCAGGACCUCAUGCUGCGGCUGCACCUGCGGGCGGCUGGGCGGAGGGCAUGCGCACGCUGGCCCUCAGCGCGGCCCUGGCGGCGCAGGUGCAAGCGGCCCUUCAAGGCCUCAGCUCAUCGACGUCCCUGCUGCACGCCGGCACUGCUGCGGCGGCGGGCGCACUGUGCGGCCAGGCUGCUGGCGCGGACACGGCUGUAGCCGCGGAUACAGCGCAGGUGCUGCCACCGGGGGUCGUUGACUUGGACGCUGCGACGGCAGCUGGGAUGGGGAGGCCAGAGGUCGGCCUGCCGCAAGCUGUGGGAGCGCCUCUCGCUAGCUCGCCUGCAGCUAGCUCAUGCGACUCGCAGUUUAGCCCCCGCAGCGGCAGGUCAAUGGCCCGACUGCGGCGCUGGCGUCAGCAGGAGGCAGGCACCAGCGGCACGUCGCGAGCCGCGAGCGGUAACCCCGCUGGUCGAUGCGGUGGAGGUGUGCGCGAAACCCCAGGGUGCAGCCCUGCGCUGCGCACUAAGAGAGGCGGCGCGGAGGUGGGCCGGGACGAGGAGGACACGUGGGGUUGGCUCAGCAAUGAUGAUGAUCAGCCGCGAUUGCCGUUGGCCACCGCGAAGGCAUCGGGGGCCAAUGACCUGCCGCCGAGGCUCAGGCCCGCAGCGGGUGUCACAAGCACGAGCAUGCCAGGCUGUGGCACUGCGGGUGCAACAGCUCCUCCUGGGCGUCUCAAGCGGGUUGUUGGGCCAGCUGCAGCUGCAAAGACGCUGGGCUUGAAGGCACAGGCGAAGCCAUCCCCUGCAAACGAAGCGCAUGCGGUUGCCAAGGCAGCCGCAGCAGGGCCUCCAAUUGCCGCGAGCCUGCGCUCUCGGCGAGCUGCUGAGCCGCAGGGUAGCGGAGCACAACACCUGGAGCCCUCGCCUGCACGGCCGGCAGCCCGGCGCGCGCCAGGGACAUCAACGACAGCGUCUCGUCGGCGCCCCUCCUCGGCCACGCUGACACCGGAGGUCUCGCCCUUCGCCGGCGGCAGUAGCAACGGAAGGAGCAAGGUAGCUGUCGGGAAGGGGGCAUCUCCGAGCAAGCGGCGCUUGUGAACGAGGUCAGCGCGUGUUGGGCAGUGUGUAUGGAGGUUUGCUGCGUGUGGCAUGAGACACAUGGACAAGGCCAAUCAUGUGAUUGGGGGUUGCUGGCUUUCAUGGUGGAGUAGCCAUCACGCUCGGGAAUUUGCGCUCGCACACUGACGAUGAUGAAUGGCACAUGGACGUCAGCAGUACCGGUACCUGGUGCGCUGCAAGGGCAGCACAUGUCACUGGUUUCCGGUUGUUUUGUGUGGGAACGCGGCGAGUGCAAGAGAGCCCCCGGUAAGCUGGACAGUGACAGUCAGCUGGUAUGGGUGGGCUGUGGCGAUGUGCGGGAAUGGAUGUAACUAACGGAUGAA
Messenger RNA from Chlamydomonas reinhardtii, 3764 nucleotides. RefSeq lists its product as uncharacterized. The transcript is spliced from 9 exons. Bases 151 to 3420 code for a protein of 1089 amino acids. Lineage: Eukaryota; Viridiplantae; Chlorophyta; Chlorophyceae; Chlamydomonadales; Chlamydomonadaceae. The record is from RefSeq and is a predicted model, not a curated record.